AUGGACGUGGACGUGGACGUGGACGUAGACGUGGACAUGGACAUGGACGUGGACGUGGACGAAGACAUGGACGUGGACGUGGACAUGGACCUGGACAUGGACGUGGACGUGGACGUGGACGUGGACAUGGACAUGGACGUGGACGUGGACGUGGACGUGGACAUGGACGUGGACAUGGACGUGGACUUGGACGUGGACGUGGACGUGGACGUGGACGUGGACGUGGACAUGGACGUGGACGUGGACGUGGACGUGGACGUGGACAUGGACGUGGACGUGGACGUGGACGUGGACAUGGACGUGAACGUGGACGUGGACGUGGACGUGGACGUGGGCGUGGACGUGGACAUUGUCGUGAACGUGGACGUGGACGUGGACGUGGUCGUGGACGUGGACGUGGACGUGGACUUGGACGUGGACGUGGACGUGGACAUGGACGUGGACGUGGAUGUGGACAUGGACGUCGACGUGGACGUGGAGGACUUGGACGUGGACAUGGACGUGGACGUGGACGUGGACGUGGACAUGAACGUGGACGUGGACGUGGACGUGGACAUGGAGGUGGACGUGGACGCGGGCUUCUGGACCAAGCAAGCUCCUGGACGAGGCAAGCUCCUGGACCAGGCAAGCUUCUCGACCAGGCAAGCUCCUGGACCAGGCACGCUCGUGGAACAGGCACGUUCCUGA
Molecule: messenger RNA, 687 nt
Organism: Closterium sp. NIES-65
Lineage: Eukaryota; Viridiplantae; Streptophyta; Zygnematophyceae; Desmidiales; Closteriaceae
Source: the annotation of a GenBank genome assembly